Amphibalanus amphitrite is the source of this 321-nucleotide messenger RNA. RefSeq names its product ubiquitin-like protein 4A. The record is from RefSeq and is a predicted model, not a curated record. The transcript has 2 exons. Gene Ontology annotation, molecular function: protein binding. NCBI's taxonomy places the organism in Eukaryota, Metazoa, Arthropoda, Thecostraca, Balanomorpha, Balanidae. Bases 1 to 321 code for a protein of 106 amino acids. Gene Ontology annotation, biological process: post-translational protein targeting to endoplasmic reticulum membrane.
AUGCAGCUGACGGUGAAGAUCCUGCAGGGCGCCGAGUGUCAACUGGAGGUGUCCGAGAGCGCCACCGUCUCCAUGCUGAAAACGCUGGUCGAGUCGCGACUCGGCGUGCCGCGCGCCUCCCAGAAGCUGGUGUUCCGCGGCAAGACGCUGCAGGACGACGACACGAUGACGGCGUGCCGGCUCACAGACGGCGCCAAGGUGUUCCUGGGGGAUGCUGACCGGUUCCUGGCCGAGUUCAAGAAGAAGUUCGACCAGCGGCUGGGCAGUAUGAGCAUGGACGACAUCCAGCGGUUUUGUGCCUCUAACAUGACCGAGUUCUGA